CAACUACUCUCCAUAUAUCUUCGCCAAGACCCACCAGUGAUAGCUACCAAGUAUUCUACAUUCAUACUUUUUUUCUCGAGUUCUCACAGAUUACAUUAAACGACAACGUACUCUCUCCUUUAGGGUUCAAUGGCAAUGUCAACUCUCUUGCCUUCUUCUUCUUGGAACGUUGUUUACUAUAAUAAUAAUAAGCACUAUCUUAGGUCUCAUAAUCUCUCUUUACAUUCUAAUCUUACCUUCACGAUCUCGAAAUUAAGUUUGCCGGUUCUUGGCACCAGCAACGCCAAAUCUAAGAGGAAUUAUAUUGUCUGCAAUAACGGUGGUCAACCUGGAGUUCCAUCGCCGUCUGGCCCUCCUUCGAAUUCUUUGAAAGGUUGGAUUGUGGGGAUUAUUCUAAGCAUCCUUCUACCCUCAUUUCGUGGUAAAUUGGGGCCUUGGAUGCAACUAAAAAAUACGGUGGACAGUCUAGUUGAAACGGUGGAAGAUAUAGCAGACGGCAUAGAGAAGGUGGCGGAGGUGGUAGACAAAGCGGUGGAGGAGAUCGUGGAUGAUCUUCCCGAAGGGAAACUCAAAGAUGCUGCCAAGUUUGUGGAAAAUAUGGCUGAAAAAAUCGAUAAGAGUGCUGAAAAAUUGGGAGAUAUGAUUGAUAAGGCUCAAGAAAUAGAAGAUAAAGUUGAGGAAAAGUUGGAGUCCAUUGCGAAAUUAAAGAAGGAUGAAGCAACUAAAUCUAUGGAGGAUAAAGUUGUGGAAAGACUGGAGCCAAUUGCUGUAUUAGACAGGGAUGAAGCAUCUAAGCCUGUGGAAGCAGCAGCAUAAACUAACAUGCAAUGAAAUCGGUGUAUUAUUAUAUUCAUAAUUUGUAAUUGUUCCUGUUGAUCUGUAUUUAACCCCAGGCAAACAAGUAUUCUUUUCUGAUCUUCUAAAAAGAAUCAUUAAAUUCGCUAAUUCUUAUGUUU
This is a messenger RNA of Ipomoea nil (Japanese morning glory), 956 nucleotides long. RefSeq lists its product as uncharacterized. The transcript is spliced from 5 exons. The coding region runs from base 130 to 816 and encodes 228 amino acids. The record is from RefSeq and is a predicted model, not a curated record. Lineage: Eukaryota; Viridiplantae; Streptophyta; Magnoliopsida; Solanales; Convolvulaceae.